This is a messenger RNA of Astyanax mexicanus (Mexican tetra), 6598 nucleotides long. It is a transcript of the gene tnksa, whose product is annotated as tankyrase, TRF1-interacting ankyrin-related ADP-ribose polymerase a. The transcript has 28 exons. Lineage: Eukaryota; Metazoa; Chordata; Actinopteri; Characiformes; Acestrorhamphidae. Bases 28 to 3870 code for a protein of 1280 amino acids. Gene Ontology annotation, molecular function: protein binding; NAD+ poly-ADP-ribosyltransferase activity. The record is from RefSeq and is a predicted model, not a curated record.
UUGCCUGCUAGAGGGAUAGUGGUGAAAAUGGCGACGUCUCGUCGCGCUGCUCAACAGCAGCAGCAGCAGAGCUUCUCCUCCCCGCCGCGGGCCGCUCCAAGCCCGCUCACCCCGCCGGCCUCUCCCCCGGCCGCUGCCGCCGGGGCGGCGGUGUUACCUCCGGCCGGAGCGGAGCAGCAGGAGAGCGGCGGAGAAGCGGAGGCCAGCCCGGCCUCCCCCGACACCCCCGCCGCUCUGCUGAGCAGCAGCAGCGGCAGCAGCAGCACCUCAACCUCCCCCAGCUCCACCUCCACACCCGGCGGGGCCAGCAGCGCCUCCAGCCCGGACUCCGGCACCGCCAGCCCCGGCGGCAGUAGCGGCGGCGGCGGAGGAGGAGGAGGAGGAGGAGGAGGAGGAGGAGGAGGAGGCGCGUUCAGGGAGCUUUUCGAGGCCUGCAGGAAUGGAGACGUGUCCCGGGUAAAGCGGCUGGUGGACUCGGUCAACGUUAACGCGAAGGACAUGGCCGGCCGCAAAUCCACUCCGCUACACUUCGCUGCGGGUUUUGGACGUAAAGACGUGGUGGAGCAUCUUCUACAGACGGGGGCGAACGUUCAUGCCCGAGACGACGGCGGAUUGAUCCCUCUUCACAACGCCUGCUCCUUCGGCCACGCGGAAGUGGUGAGCCUGCUGCUGUGCCAGGGAGCCGACCCCAACGCUCGAGACAAUUGGAACUACACCCCUCUACACGAGGCUGCCAUUAAAGGAAAGAUAGACGUGUGCAUAGUGCUGCUCCAACACGGCGCCGACCCCAACAUCCGCAACACCGAUGGCAAGUCCGCGCUGGACCUGGCCGACCCCUCUGCCAAAGCCGUCCUGACAGGAGAAUACAAGAAGGACGAACUCCUGGAAGCGGCGAGGAGCGGAAAUGAAGAGAAGCUCAUGGCCCUGCUCACCCCGCUGAAUGUCAAUUGCCACGCCAGCGACGGACGCAAGUCGACAUCUCAAAAAAUGCUGUCGACUCCUUUACACCUGGCAGCAGGAUACAACAGAGUCAGAAUCGUCCAGCUUCUCCUCCAGCAUGGUGCGGACGUUCACGCAAAAGACAAAGGUGGCCUUGUUCCUCUGCACAACGCCUGCUCCUACGGUCACUACGAGGUUACAGAGCUGCUGCUGAAGCACGGAGCAUGUGUGAAUGCUAUGGACCUGUGGCAGUUUACCCCUCUGCACGAGGCAGCGUCCAAAAACCGUGUGGAGGUGUGCUCUCUUCUCCUCAGCCAUGGGGCGGACCCCACCCUGGUUAACUGUCACGGGAAGAGUGCUGUGGAUAUGGCUCCCACCCCAGAGCUUAAGGAGAGACUCACCUAUGAGUUUAAAGGCCACUCUUUGCUCCAGGCGGCUCGUGAGGCAGACAUGGCUAAAGUGAAGAAGACUCUGGCUCUGGAGAUCAUCAACUUUAAGCAUCCACAGACCCACGAAACAGCACUGCACUGUGCCGUCGCCUCGCCCCACCCGAAGAGAAAGCAGGUGACUGAGCUGCUGCUGCGCAAAGGAGCCAACGUUAACGAGAAGAACAAAGACUUUAUGACUCCUCUGCAUGUAGCAGCUGAAAGAGCUCAUAACGACAUCCUGGAGGUGCUGCAGAAACACGGGGCGAAGAUGAAUGCAGUGGACACUCUGGGACAGACAGCGCUGCACAGGGCGGCUCUGGCAGGUCAUCUUCAGACGUGUCGGCUGCUGCUGAGCUAUGGAGCAGAUCCUGCCAUCAUCUCCCUGCAGGGCUUCACCGCCGCUCAGAUGGGCAACGAGGCAGUCCAGCAGAUCCUCAACGAAAACAUUCCAGUGAGAAAUUCCGACGUGGACUACAGGCUUUUAGAGGCAGCUAAAGCAGGAGACCUGGACACUGUGAAGCAACUGUGCUCUCCUCAGAAUGUGAACUGCAGGGACCUGGAGGGUCGUCACUCCACGCCGCUGCACUUUGCAGCAGGUUACAACCGUGUGGCCGUGGUGGAGUACCUGCUGCAUCACGGAGCUGACGUCCACGCCAAAGACAAGGGAGGUCUGGUGCCGCUGCACAACGCCUGCUCUUACGGUCACUACGAGGUGGCAGAGCUGCUGGUGAGACACGGUGCGUCGGUGAACGUGGCUGACCUGUGGAAGUUCACCCCUCUACACGAGGCAGCGGCCAAGGGCAAAUAUGAGAUCUGCAAACUGCUGCUGAAGCACGGGGCCGAUCCCACAAAGAAGAACCGUGACGGGAACACGCCGUUGGACAUGGUGAAGGAAGGGGACACGGACAUCCAGGACCUGCUGAGAGGGGACGCGGCGCUGCUGGACGCGGCUAAGAAAGGCUGUCUGGCCCGAGUGCAGAAACUCUGCAGCCCUGAAAACAUCAACUGCAGAGACACGCAGGGACGAAACUCCACCCCUCUACACCUGGCAGCUGGUUAUAAUAAUCUGGAAGUAGCGGAGUAUCUUCUGGAGCACGGCGCAGACGUGAACGCACAGGACAAGGGCGGCCUCAUCCCCCUCCACAACGCAGCUUCUUACGGGCAUGUGGAUAUAGCGGCUCUGCUGAUCAAGUACAACACUUGUGUAAAUGCCACGGAUAAGUGGGCGUUCACCCCCCUGCACGAGGCAGCGCAGAAGGGUCGUACUCAGCUGUGUGCGCUGCUAUUGGCCCACGGAGCCGACCCCACCAUGAAGAACCAGGAGGGCCAGACUCCACUCGACCUGGCUACGGCUGAUGAUAUCAGAGCGCUGCUGAUCGACGCUAUGCCUCCUGACGCUCUGCCCAGCUGCUUUAAGCCUCAGGCCACCGUGGUGAGCGCCGCCGUCAUCUCCCCCGCCUCCACCCCCUCCUGCCUGUCGGCCGCCAGCAGCAUCGAUAACCUGGCAGGGCCUCUGGCUGAGCUGGCUGCGGCCGGGGCCUCGGGGCCCGCUGACGGGGCCACUGGAACUGAAAGGAAAGAAGGAGAGAUUGCCAUCCUGGACAUGAACAUCAGCCAGUUCCUGAAGAGUCUUGGUCUGGAGCAUCUGAGGGAUAUAUUUGAGCGUGAGCAGAUUACCUUGGAUGUUCUGGCAGAUAUGGGCCACGAGGAGUUAAAGGAAAUCGGUAUCAACGCUUACGGCCACCGUCACAAACUCAUCAAAGGCAUCGAGAGACUGCUGGGCGGUCAGCAAGGUGCCAACCCAUACCUGACAUUCCACUGUGCGAGUCAGGGCACAGUUCUGAUUGAUCUGGCUCCGGAUGAUAAGGAGUUUCAGUCAGUGGAGGAGGAGCUGCAAAGCACGAUCAGAGAGCACAGGGAUGGAGGAAAUGCGGGCGGAGUCUUCAGCAGGUACAACAUCCUGAAGAUCCAGAAGGUGGUGAAUAAGAAGCUGAGGGAGAGAUACGCACACAGGCAGAAAGAAAUCGCAGACGAGAACCAUAAUCACCAUAACGAGAGAAUGUUAUUCCACGGGUCCCCCUUCAUUAACGCCAUCAUCCACAAAGGCUUUGAUGAGAGACACGCUUAUAUAGGCGGGAUGUUCGGAGCAGGAAUCUACUUCGCAGAAAACUCCUCAAAAAGCAACCAGUACGUUUACGGCAUCGGCGGCGGCACCGGCUGCCCCACGCACAAGGACCGCUCCUGCUACAUCUGCCACAGGCAGAUGCUGUUUUGUCGCGUGACCCUCGGGAAGUCCUUCCUACAGUUCAGCGCCAUGAAAAUGGCUCACGCUCCACCAGGGCAUCACUCGGUCAUCGGCCGCCCCAGCGUCAACGGCCUGGCCUACGCAGAAUACGUCAUCUACAGAGGAGAACAGGCCUACCCAGAGUACCUCAUCACAUACCAGAUAGUGAAGCCGGAGAGCACAGCGCAGCCCCCAGCAGCAGCCGAGCAGAAGUCUUAGUGGGCCUGAACCCACUCUCUGUCUGCUGUGGCCUCCUGCACACUUCUCUCAGACUGUUACUCCAACAUUUCACACACUUUACGGCCUCCUCACAGCGUCUCCUCCUCUUCAACACACAGCUCCACCUCCACCAGCUCCUCUCAUCCUCUGCUGUCCUCCUGCUCCUCUUAUUUUCAUCAUUUUAACUCCAUUUCUCACAGCGUUCAGCGUUUAUACCCGGAAGUGUUGCCUUGUCUCAGCCUCAGCCUGACCGUGUACGCUCCUGACCUUCAGGACCAGCGGACGAGACCAGAGAAGAAGAGGAGGAUGAGAAGGAGAAGGAAAAAGUAGGAGAAGAAGAAGGAGGAGGAGGAGGAGGAGGAGGAGGAGGAGGAGAGUGAGGUAGCUUGAGUGAUCUUGCUGCUCACUCUGAAUGAUUUAUACAUACAGUAGAUGAUAAUAUGACACUUUAAAACAAGACUACCUUUAUAAUGAAGGGUUUAUGUAUGGUUUAUAAAGGAGAUUAUUAAUGGUUAUUAAUUAGGCUGCAAAUACUUUAAAUAAAUAACAACAUGGAUAGAAAUCACAACAGUGAGUUAAAAAAGCUAGCUAACAUGCUAACAUAAUAACAUUAGUGGCGAGUUAGCUACGCUACCGGGGAGAAAACUAAGGUUAGCGGCAAGCUAGCUAACAUAAUAACAUUAGCGGCGAGUUAGCUAUUAGCUAUGUUACCGGGGAAAGAACUAAGGUUAGUGGCAAGCUAGCUAACAUGCUAACAUAAUAACAUUAGCGGUGAGUUAGCUACAUUACUGGGAAGAGAACUAAGGUUAGUGGCAAGCUAACUAACAUGCUAAUAUAAUAACAUUAGUGGCAAGUUAGCUUCAUUACUGGGGAGAGAACUAAGGUUGGCAGCAAGCUAGCUAACAAGCUAACAUAACAACAUUAGCGGAGAGUUAGCUACGUUACUGGGGAGAUAACUAAGGUUGGCUGCAAGCUAGCUAACAUGCUAACAUGAUGACAUUAGCGGCGAGUUAGCUACUUUAUUGGGGAAAGAACUAAGGUGAGUGGCAAGCUAGCUAACAUGCUGACAUAAUAACGUUAGCGGCGAGUUAGCUAUUAGCUAUGUUACCGGGGAAAGAACUAAGGUGAGUGGCAAGCUAGCUAACAAGCUAACAUAAUAACAUUAGCGGCGAGUUAGCUACGUUAAUGUGGAGAGAACUAAGGUUGGCAGCAAGCUAGCUAACAAGCUAACAUAAUAACAUUAGCGGCGAGUUAGCUACAUUACUGGGGAGAGAACUAAGGUUAGUGGCAAGCUAGCUAACAAGCUAACAUAAUAACAUUAGCGGCGAAUUAGCUACGUUACUGGGGAGAGAACUAAGGUUAGUGGCAAGCUAGCUGACAAGCUAACAUAAUAACAUUAGCGGCGAGUUAGCUACGUUAAUGUGGAGAGAACUAAGGUUGGCAGCAAGCUAGCUAACAAGCUAACAUAAUAACAUUAGCGGCGAGUUAGCUACAUUACUGGGGAGAGAACUAAGGUUAGUGGCAAGCUAGCUAACAAGCUAACAUAAUAACAUUGGCAGUGAGUUAGCUACGUUAAUGUGGAGAGAACUAAGGUUAUCAGCAAGCUAGCUAACAAGCUAACAUAAUAACAUUAGCGGCGAGUUAGCUACGUUAAUGUGGAGAGAACUGUUGUAUUUAGUAACUAAGCAAACAGCGGAUCACUGUUGCCUUUUUAAUUGAUGUGUUGUAACUGCUUAUCAAUGGUUUUAAGGCAUUUACGACCUAAUCAAUAAUACUUAAUAAUCUAGUUUAUAAACCAUUUAUAAACCGUUUAUAAGGGUAGUCUUAUUUUAAAGUGGUACUGAUGAUGAUGUGUAAAACAGAAACAGUAAAAGACAACAAGUGACCUCUUUUCCACCCCCUUUUCUUACCCUUUAAAAUCUUUAAAAUACUGUUUUAAUUUCCAGCGCCUAAACGAACAACAAGCAUCACGGCAGAGAUUCAUUCAUGUAGCUUAUUUUUCUUUUUUAUGACCUUCCUUGUGAUUUAUUGAUUUAUUGAUUUAUUUACACUAUGACGUGGACUAUGGACCAUGUCGCCGUUACAUAUACUACACACACACACACUGCACAGGGACCUAAGAAACCUGCCGUUUAUCCGUUUUAACCGUUUAUCCCUUUUAUUUGACCUUGUGUUUGACUUUAUUUCACUCAAUGACGUUCCGUGAAGCCGCUCGGCUGUUCCUGCUGUUGUUGUUGUGAGCGUUUACUUUUUUGUUAAAUUUUUUUUUGGUAAAACGAAUUGUUCUGAAAGCCUUAGAAAGGUUUCUUAGUGGGCACAGAAGGUGGACACACGCGGAAACUCAACUCAACUCAAUUCAACUCGUUCUCUGAGGAAAAAUUCCUUACUAAAGCCUUUAAUAGUUAAAUAAGUAAGAUAUUAACACUUCACGUCCACUUGGGGUUAGUUCGAUUUUGCACAGGAAGAAUCCGGUCGUGACGUUCAACACUCUUUCAACACUCUUUCAACUCGUAGCUCGAUGCUAAAUCAGCUUUUUAAUGACUUGCACUUUUAGCCAGGAUUUAAGUUAUUCUAAAGGAACUGAAAAACAAGCGUUGAAUGAUAGUGACAGAAGUGUCCUGUGAUGUACUGGUUCUGUAACAGACGAUGCCUUGAAUGCGGUGAAUCUCGCGGUGGUGCUGUUCGCUGGUGAAAGAGAGAGAGAGAGAGAGAGAGAGAGAGGGGGGGG